This is a messenger RNA of Brettanomyces nanus, 1254 nucleotides long. It is a transcript of the gene CPA1, whose product is annotated as Multifunctional pyrimidine synthesis protein CAD. Lineage: Eukaryota; Fungi; Ascomycota; Pichiomycetes; Pichiales; Pichiaceae. The transcript has a single exon. Gene Ontology annotation, biological process: 'de novo' pyrimidine nucleobase biosynthetic process; L-arginine biosynthetic process; L-glutamine metabolic process. Gene Ontology annotation, molecular function: carbamoyl-phosphate synthase (glutamine-hydrolyzing) activity. Gene Ontology annotation, cellular component: carbamoyl-phosphate synthase complex; cytoplasm. The record is from RefSeq and is a predicted model, not a curated record. Bases 1 to 1254 code for a protein of 417 amino acids.
AUGUUUGCAUUAUUUUCAAAAGGUGUCAAGAAGCGUAUCUCAAAUGCUGUUAGAUAUUCUUCAACAAAAACUUUCGAUAGAGCCACCAUGACCAUUAGAGAUGGCCCAGUUUUCAGUGGGUUUUCCUUCGGUGCGGAUAAAAAUGUCAGUGGAGAGGCCGUGUUCACUACAUCCUUAGUUGGAUAUCCAGAAUCUAUGACCGACCCUUCAUAUAAGGGUCAAAUCUUAUGUUUUACUCAACCUUUGAUUGGUAACUACGGUGUUCCAUCUUCUAGUGUGAAGGACAAAUAUAACCUGCUCAAAUUUUUUGAAUCUCCUCACAUCCAAUGCAUUGGUAUUGUGGUUAGCGAUGUUGCCAUGCAGUAUUCUCAUUGGACUGCCGUUGAGAGCUUAAGUCAAUGGUGUAAAAGAGAAGGUGUCGCUGCUAUCACUGGCGUGGAUACCAGAGCCCUGGUCACCUAUUUGAGAGAACAAGGUUCCAGCUUGGGAAGGAUAAGUAUCGGUGAGACAUACGAUGCCGAUGAAGAUGCUGCUUUUGAUGAUCCUAGCGCCAUAAACUUGGUGCAUAAAGUCAGUACCAAGGCACCUUUCCAUAUUGAGGCUCCAAAUGCAAAAUACCAUAUUUUGGUGAUUGAUUGUGGCGUCAAGGAAAACAUCAUGAGAAACUUGGUCUCCAGAGGUGCCUCUAUAACGGUUGUUCCUUACAACUAUCCCGUUCAGAAAAUUGCUCCGAAGUUUGACGGUCUUUUUAUCACAAACGGUCCUGGUGACCCAACGCACUGCUCUGUCACUAUUCACAACUUGAGGCAGACAAUGGAUGAGAACAAAGAUUUGCCAAUUAUGGGUAUUUGUCUUGGUCAUCAGUUAUUAGCUUUGUCCAGCGGUGCUAAGACAAUCAAGCUAAAAUACGGCAACCGGGCUCACAAUAUUCCAACCUUGGAUCUCACUACGGGUCAAUGUCACAUCACUUCUCAGAAUCAUGGUUAUGCUGUUGAUGCCAGUACUCUGUCUUCGGACUUCAAGCAGUACUUUAUCAACUUGAAUGAUCUCUCCAAUGAGGGUAUGAUUCACAAGACUAGACCUAUAUUUUCCACCCAGUUUCAUCCUGAAGCUAAAGGUGGUCCUCAUGAUACUACGUUUUUGUUUGACAAUUUCUUCGAUUCUGUUGCAAACCAUAGGAGCACCAAUAACCACCACAUCAGUGCUGGAGAUCUUCUAGCCGACUUGCUUCCAAAUGAGAGAGUUUUACAGUAG